AUGGAGGUUGAUUUGAGAGUUCGGAGAGUUGAAAUUGAAAGCAGAGUGACCUCCGUAAGCAUCAAGUGCUUCUUUUCGACGGAGCUGGCCCACCUGGAUGACUUCACUGUAACUGUACCUGUGUACGGCCUUGGUGGGAGGAAGUACGAGUAUACUGGAUCUGUCUUCUCUCAGGCCCGCGAUCUGGUGGCAAUGAUUGGAAGAAAGGUGGCGAUUGGGGUGCUUAGUGAGAGGGGAACCGAGGUUCUUGGGAGCAGCGAGAGGCCCAUCCUUUUUUGUCUGUACAGAGAUGAGGAUGCCAUAAAGGUGUGCGGCCUGAGAAGACUGAUAGCGGUUGAGUUGAGGAACCCUAUAGGCUCAGCCUUCGCAAGGACAGUACUUCGCGAUUGUUCCAGGUUUGCGAUGCUUAGGAAGCUAAGGCUUGCGGGCUGCAACAUCAGAAGGAUUCCCGACUUUUCUGUGAUGAAGCUGACGGAUCUGGACUUGAGCCACAACAACAUAUCUGGAGUGGUGUACCUUCGCGGGAAAUUUGCUUCUGUCAACCUCUCGCACAACGAAAUAUCCCACGUUGUCAGGAUAAAAGCAUCAAGCCUAAAUGUUGCACACAACAGGAUAGUGAGGUUUUUCCAGGAGUCUAAAUAUCAGCAUCUGGACCUUAGCCACAACCCGCUGGAACACUACCAUGCGGAAGCAAAGACUCUGAAUGUAUCCCGGACGGCAAUAAAGUCACUGGAGUCGCGGACCACACGAAGGCUGUUUGUGGACGGAACAAAGGAGAUCAGACUUGGCGUGUUUGAAAGUUUGGUAUUCCUGAGCAUGAACGACUGUGGAGUGUAUUGCCUGUCGCUUACUGCAAGAAAGCUGAGGGUUCUGAAGGCCAGGAACAACUUUAUAGAGGAGAUUCCUCUCUUACCAUCCCUUGAGUAUCUGGAUGUCUCUGGAAAUCUUGUUCACAAGAUAUCUUCUAAGGGAGUCAGGUUUCUCAAUGCCUCUAAGAAUCAGAUCAUGACUUUUGACCUUAGCUCAUGGAAUAGGCUGGUGCAUUUGGACCUUUCAUACAACCCGCUGGUGAGUCUUGAGAAUUCUGAUGCACGUGGCCUGAGAUUCCUGGGUCUUCGGGGCACGGACAUCAAAAGCCUCGGAAAGAAUAGAACGGAAUGCUUUUACGAUGUGCAUCAGUGCAAGGAGAAGAAGAAGGUAGCUGAAAAGUUCGUGGUUGAUCCCCGAGGAAUCGACGGAAGGAUGUUUCUCAUAUCUGUGCACGACCCUGGGACUGACAUUUCUGGGAUGCUUGAGACGAUUCAAACGAAGAUGAGAAAGGCCUCCAAUCCUCAUGUGUACCUCCAGAGGUUCUGCUUUCUCCUUAGAAAAAUGCUUCUUUUUAAAGGCGUCAAAGCUGAAUAUGCGCUGUGCAUGGUAACUCCCAAGCAUGUGAUUUUCAACGGAAGAGGCAUUGGAGCUGUGUUCUCAAACUUUGCAGAGGUUAGGGCAUUUGAUGACCCAGAUACUAUUGAGGUAUACGAUAACGUUGGGAACUGGCACCUUAUCCCGAUGCCCUGCGGCUUUUACGGCAGCACAGCAAGAUUCGAUAUACUUGAUACAGUCAGAAACGACCUAGACGUUAUCCUGGAUUUCAUAGGACAUAGAUGUCCUCUAUCUGUAAUGAUGGCUAUCUCCAGCACACCAAAACCGCAGAAUGGUCUGUGCAGGGGCGUGGAGCUAAUAUCUAAGGUCGGCCUUCCUAUCAGAACAACAUAUGAAGAGGCGAUCAGGAGCCUUCCUGAGAGGAGAAACGACGUGGAGGGAGGCGAAAACUACAACUUUGUUCUGAAGGACGCCACAAGGCAGUCCUAUGGAACUCUUCUCCUCAACCCAAACCCCAUUUUUGCAUUCUGCAGACUUAUUCCAAGAGAUGCGAGCCAUCGAUAUGUUAUCGGAAAUGUCGGAAAUAUAAUGAAGAUGAUGAGUGUCCUGUUCUCUGGAACCAGGAUAGAGUUUUUUUCUAAGCUGUGGAUUGUUGCGUUCCAUGACCGGGUAGAGGCCUGCCUGUGGGGACUGAAGAUUCAGGAGAUGCUCAAGCAUGUGGGGAUUGAUGUUGGGGUAGGGAUAACGUGUGGAUCUUUCUACACAAGGAUAGUGGGAAGCCAUGUUAGGUUUUAUGGGCCGGCGCUUAACAAGGCAUCGCGGAUUGCAAACCUUGGUGUUGGGGUGUUCUGCUGUCACUGUGUAUGGACUAAGCACUCGAGGAUUAUGUACAUAAACCAAGGACAAAGGAACCUGAGAGGAUUCAAGGAGCCCCACCUAAUAUACACUCCUCGGCUAUCUGAGGAGAUGUAG
Molecule: messenger RNA, 2337 nt
Organism: Encephalitozoon cuniculi GB-M1
Lineage: Eukaryota; Fungi; Microsporidia; Unikaryonidae
Exons: 1
Coding region: 1-2337 (778 amino acids)
Molecular function (GO): protein binding
Source: RefSeq, marked provisional